AUGGCGGGUUACGCUGAUCAAGCUAUCACAAAACCUACAACAGUAUGUGAUCUUGUCGAGCAGUGGGCACAGAGGCAACCAAACCACAUUGCCAUUUCUUUUGGAAAUAGAACAGUUACAUACUCAGAACUUGAUAAUGCAGCAACUCAUAUUGCAUGGCUUUUGUCUGAGAAGCAGGUUAAACUUGGAGACAAGAUUCCUGUGCUAGCGCAGAGAGGCCCGGAAAUGGUAGCCUGUUUCUUGGGCGUUCUUAAGGCUGGCGCUUCAUACAUUCCUAUUGAUACAGAAUCUUGGAGCGAAGACCGAAUCCAGUCAACACUGAAGCGAGUAUCUGCCCGAGUUAUUUUAAAUACUUGUACAGAAGAAUAUCUUGGAUAUGAAGAAAUUUCGCAUACCGAGAUUGAGGAAGCCUUUGCGCCCGGCACAGAGCGACACUGGCAAAGGAAAGAGGACCGCCCGUGGAAAAGAAUCCAGUCCACUGAUCUGGCCUAUAUAAUUUUCACUUCAGGCACAACAUCUACACCGAAAGGUGUCAUGAUUCCACACAGCGCACUCUUGAAUUAUGUCCAGCAAGGUGGAGAGGAGACUCCUUUCAAUCUGAACGCAACACCCGACGAUACUGUCAUGUUGAUAUUCUCACCGGCGUUCGAUGCAGCAACUGGUGCCAUUAUGACGACUCUUUGCAAUGGCGCUGAACUGAGGAUUGCAACCACCUCUGAUUUCUUACAUACUAUAACGCUGUGUACUAUUGUCGCGUGCACGCCCUCUGUUCUACAGACAAUACAAGAUCCAUCGACUUGUUCUAAAUUGCGUACUAUUGUGCUCGGCGGAGAAGCACCACCGAUUGCGUUGGUCCGCAAAUGGGCAGAAUCUUUGCCAACCUCUACCAUCUACAAUUUCUACGGACCAACAGAAACCACCAUUGCUUCGCUUGUGGCACGACUCCAUGCUGAUAAGCCGAUCACUUUGGGACGUCCAAUGUCGAAUGGCCGUGUAUUAUUGCUUGAUGGAGAAACGGAGUCUGAUUACGGAGAAAUUUGUUUAACUGGCCCAGGCCUGGCCAGGGGAUAUUACGAAAACGAAGCGCUCACAGCGGAAAAGUUUGUGUUCUGGCAAGGUGAAAGAAUUUACCGGACAGGAGACUUUGGCCGAUUGACAGAUCACGGACUGGAAUUCGCUGGUCGAAAGGACAGUUUUGUCAAAAACCGUGGAUUCCUUAUAAACCUCGAUGCUCAGGUGAUCCCCAUGCUUAGCAAUAGCCCCAAUGUCAUGGCAGCUACAGCUUUUAUGUAUCGUGGCCGACUGGUAGCCUUUGUAACGCCUGAAACUGUUGAUGGCGUUGCUUUACGAAAGAAUUUAUCUCUGGAGUACGAUGCUUUUAUUAUACCGGAUUUGAUUCGCGCAGUGGAAUUUCUUCCGCUCACUCCCAAUGGCAAGGCCGAUAAUCGUGCUCUGCAAUCGUUAUUAGACGCUGAAAGCUCCCAAGCGGUCGAUGGUGGUUUGCUACAAGGCAUUUCUAAUACUGAUUCAAAGAUGGAAAUAUUAAAGGCUGCGCUUUCCUUUGCUACAUCGAUUCCCCUGUCAGAUAUAACAGAUAACAGCUCCUUUGCGGAACUAGGUGGAAACUCGCUGGCGGGGUUGAAAGUAUUAUCCUUUUUACGCACAAAAGGCUUUCAUUUACGACUUAGCCUGCUCUUUGACCUUCCAGACCUAGCUACUAUUCAUGAUGCUAUAGAAAAGCUUGAUGAGGGAGAAGGAGAUACAGCAGAUCAGGCAGAUGCCCCUACCUCAGGGCCCUUGUCAACUCUUCAGGCCAAGAUGAUUCAAGCAGGACUUCGAAAUCCUACUGUGAAUUACAUGCUUUUACGAAUUUCUUUACCUCAUACAGGCAAGACGCUGAGUGGAAGUAGAUUCCAGUCUGCAUGGCGGCGCGUGAUUGAGCGACACUCAAUUUUUCGCACUACAUUUGACCUGAAGCAUCAAUUACAGGAAGUGCAACCAGAGCUUCAUCUUGAUUGGAGUAACGAGGAAACAACAAAAGAUCAAUUGCAAAGCAUUAUCCAAAUCCGUUCUCAGGAGAUGCGCAAGAAAAUUUCGUAUAUUGAACAUGGAGAUACAUUCGUCCCCAUCUCAGCCUACCGACUUAUCACUGUCCCUAACAUCGGCUCUACGCUCUUAUCUCUUGUGCAUCACAGUAUAGCAGAUGGUUGGUCAUUCAGUGUGAUAUUGGAAGAGCUUCGAUUAGCCUUGGACGGCAAAUCCCUCUCAGAUCCUCCACAGUUCAUAAACAUCGCCAAGACUCAAACCCGGCUACAAGAAGAUGCCCAGGGCAACGCAUUCUGGGAUGCGCUACUGGAGAAUAGUUUAACACAGCCGCAAUUGACGCUGCCGAAGCCUCCUUCUGAUACACCAGCGGCUGACUGGUCCAAGAGUCUUCAAGUUAACCUUGGCUUCACACCGGAAGAAUUGGAAACUAAAGCACGUCUUCGGAGAAUCACGCCCGCAACGAUGAUCUACUCGGCGUGGGGUCUGGUUCUAUCAAACUACAGCUUUACUGAUCGGGUGGCAUUUGGUGCAGUGUUUUCUGGAAGAAACAUUGAUACGAUGAAUGUCGACCGAGUGGCUGGGCCACUCCUGAACACAUUACCGUUUCCUCUGGAGUUUAAGGAGGAACAGACUGUAGCUGACGUGCUUUCGACUACACAAAGCCAACUUUUGCAAAUGUUAGAGUUCCAGUGGUCUUCCGAUAAAACAGUGGCUAAAAUGCCAGCAGAGAGGAUAGCUAAUGCAUUCCAGACUAUUGUGGUCAUGGAAUACGAUCUGCCAACGCUGGCAGGAGUCUGUGAAGCGCUCCCAGAGCCAUGGGGAAUCGAACGCGACGAUAUGAUGGAGUUUGGUAUCUCCUUACUACUUGAAGUAGACGAUGAUGGAUGUCUUCGGGCUCGUAUUCUAUAUGAUGGUUUGCGAUAUACUGAGCAGAGUAUUACAGGCCUGUUGAACCACUUCAAGAGUGCGAUCAAAGGGCUACUUGACGACAAGAAUACUAUGGUUCAGGAUGUUCGAGCGAAGCUUAUCACGGGAGAGGAAAGACACAGCCUAUUGAAUCCACCACGCGGUCGUGUUGGAAAUUACCAAGGGUAUGACACUAUCAAGGAUGCGUUUGAGGCCUCUGCAGCAAAAUGGCCAGAUUUGCGAGCUCUGGAGUCGACUCGCGGUUCAAUGACUUACCGAGAACUUGACGAGGCUGCCAAUAAAUUGGCUAACCAUCUGAGAUCAAUCACAAAGCCAGGGAGUGUUGUUGGUAUUCUUACUGAUGGUUCCCUUCACUGGGUUGUGGCUAUCUUAGCAGUGCUUAAAGCAGGCUGCAUUUGUUGUGCAAUUGAUGUUAAUCUCCCAGCAGCGCGCAUCGAAAUCAUCACACAACAGAGUGGAGCUACUGUUUUUAUUGCUGCGAACGAAAACUGUGCUCGAGUAAUCCAGAAUACGCCAGAAAAGCAAAUUAUCGUCUCCGAGGAAUUUGUAGCAUCUUGCAAGACACAACCACAUCAACUCGAGACCAUCUCAAAGCCAAAGGACGUCAUCUAUCUCGUUUUCACGUCAGGAAGCACGGGAAUUCCCAAAGGUGUUGCUUUGCAUAACCACAGCCUUCUCAUGGUUAUUGAUCAUGAGCCUACCCGUCUCUUUUCUGGGCCUGGUCGUCGUAAUGGCCAAGUAUACGCUCUAGGUUUUGACGUGGUUCUGGUUGAAAUCUUUGGUACAAUUUGCUAUGGUGGCACACUUGUCUUAAAGGAUCCUAACGAUCCUCUGGGCCAUCUUAAGCAGGUUGACGCAGCGCAUUCCACCCCAUCACUGCUGGCAGCUCUGUCGCCGGAUGAAUACCCAAAUCUUGACACUAUUGGUCUUGCUGGAGAAGCCGUCCCUCAAAGUCUUGCUGAUGCGUGGUCGCACAAGCGGUUGUUCAACUUUUACGGGCCGAGUGAGUGCGCACCUAUUUCAACUGGGACUGAGCUUUUGCCUGGUGACAAGGUAACCAUCGGCAAAGCUGUCCCCCAUUUAGAUCUUUACCUGCUGGACCACCACCAGUGUCUUGUUCCGCCAGGAAUCACGGGAGAAAUCUAUCUUUCUGGAGAGCAAAUGACACGUGGAUACUGGAAUUUGACGAACCAAACUAAAGCUGCAUUUUUGCCAAAUCCUUUCCAUCCUGACAGAUUAAUGUACAAGACGGGAGAUUUGGGCUGUUGGACAGAAGACAUGAAGGUGGCAUAUGUGGGCCGUAUUGACAACCAAGUCAAAGUGCGAGGAUUCCGAAUCGAAAUGGAAGAGAUUGAGCGUGCUCUUGUACGAGCCGAUCCUGCUAUCCAACGUGCUGCUGCCAUUGUUAUUGACGGCAUCCGCAUUGUUGCUUUCGUGACACCAAGCACUGUUGACACUUCAGCAGUCUCUCGAAAAGUCAAGACAUUACUGCCAGCUUAUGCUUGCCCUGCCCAAGUCAUGGCCUUCGAAUCGUUGCCGCAAUCAUCAAAUCUCAAGAUUGAUAGAAAGGCGCUUCGGCUUAUGGCUACUGAGUACAAAGACAUAGGAGAUGCUCCAUCAUCUCCAACGGAAAAGAUUAUUGCAGAAGUCUGGAGCCAAAUUCUUAAUUUCGAGGGCGGUGAUAAAAUACGCAUCACCAGAGACGAUGACUUUUUAGCUAUCGGAGGAAACUCUUUGUUAGCUAUUAAGGCUGCUCGGCUGAUUUCUGAGUCUAUUGGAUAUCACAUCCCCAUGCCACUUCUAAUCAGAGAAAGGGUCUUAUCUGGCCUCGCGCAAGCUAUCGAUGGAUAUAAGGCUCAAGGAGAUCUAGAGGAUGGACUUACUACUUUCAGAUCCUUCUUAUCCAACCUAUCCUCCCCGACAAGCCUGGCCGUCCCCCAAGCACCAUCAGAGUUGGAAGAAGAGCUAUAUGUUUGGCAUACUGUGACUAACACAAAAUCUCUUCUCAACACCGCAUUUCAGUUCAUCAUCGAAGGUACCGUAGACGCUACCUUGCUAAAGCAGGCUGUGGUCUCCGUGAUCCAGAAAAACCCAAUUCUUCGAGCCCGCUACGUCCUUAGAGAAGGGAUAUUAUUCCGCUUAAUCAGCGAUGAAGUUGUCGAGCCGCUGUUUUUCACCGGAGGCUCGUUAGAUGACAAGGAAUUUCAGGCCUUGAUUGAUAAGCCAUUUGAUCUAGCCAACGAUCAACUUAUUCGAGCGGUCAUCUGGAGCCAAGAAGAUGAGAAUUCUAAAACAACGACGUCGCUCUCACUUAUAACUCAUCAUAUAAUUACAGACAAGGCCUCGAUUGCUUUAUUAUUGCAAUCAGUGAGUGAGGAGUACCAAUUAGCAGUUAAUGGUAUCACUACCCAUACACUGAGUGGAGAUACAAGCUCUCACGACGGCAAUUACAUUGAAUGGACUCAAUGGCUUCAGCAAAAUAGCAAGCUACCUGUGACACCUGAAAUGACAGCUAAACGGGAGUUCUGGAAAUCUCGAGUUGAAGGUAUACAGUCUAUUGAGUUUUUGGAUAACCCCGAAACUCAAACUGUUGACAUCGAAAUACCCGGCCACCAGUCUUUCGUCAUACCAACCACAGAUAGUGCGGGCUUUUCACAACGACUAGCCCUGGCUGCAACAGCACUUACAGUUUCAGCUGUGUUUGGUAACACCGAUAUUACGCUUGGUAUUCCGUAUAUGAGCAGAGAUGAGCCUGGUUCGGCAAACUUAAUGGGAUUAUUCCUUGACCGCCUUCCAGUGCGCUUUGUUCUUAACGAACACAACAUGACCGAUUCUGCCCGUCUCAUUAAUGACAUUACAUCAGAGGUCAAUCUUUCAACUGAGAACCAGAUACCCUACGCCAAAAUUCUACAGUUGGCAAAGGAUAAAAAGUCUCUCUUUGAUGUCAUGGUGAUUUAUCACUGGCAGUCGGAUGCCCUGGAACACUCUCUCAAGAUACCUGGAGCUCAAAUCUUGAGCAGACCUAUCCGAGCCCGAGGUGCCAAGUUCCCCCUGCAGUUAGAGUUUAGCGAGCAGCAAGAUGGACUACACUGCGGGAUCGAGUACAAUGCCUCUAAUAUCUCUCCGUCGCAGAUGGCAGCUAUUAUUUCCUACAUGCCUAUAGUGAUCAAGGGUCUUGUCUCUGGCUUAGCACCAGCUGAGAUCCUUUCUUCAUUCCGAACUGUCAAGCAUAUUAAUCCCUUGCUAGCUAUGCCUACUUUCAAGAGUAAGAUUGCUCAAGUUUGUGAGGCCUUUUCUGAGGCUCUGGCUAUACCUCUAACAGAGAUUGCUCCCGAUCUGACACUGUUCGAGCUUGGAGGAACACCUAUAACUGCGAUUCGGCUACACUAUUUAUUAACUGAAAGGGGCUUACAUUGUGAUUUGCUUAGCAUUAUCGGAAAGCCUACAGCGAAACACAUUGCUUGGUUGUGUUAG
Molecule: messenger RNA, 6447 nt
Organism: Trichoderma asperellum CBS 433.97
Lineage: Eukaryota; Fungi; Ascomycota; Sordariomycetes; Hypocreales; Hypocreaceae
Product: NRPS
Biological process (GO): amino acid activation for nonribosomal peptide biosynthetic process; secondary metabolite biosynthetic process
Cellular component (GO): cytoplasm
Molecular function (GO): phosphopantetheine binding; catalytic activity
Source: RefSeq, a predicted model, not a curated record